GGGUGUGGCGACUCAAUGGACUUUUGUGUGUUUGUUGUCCACACUUGGAAUAAUGCUUUGUGUUGUGUUGUCGUGGCUCGUCGCUGGGGUGAAGGUGCUGCUCGUAUACCCUUCCCCUUCCUCACAUUUCACUUUUACAGCUCGGGAUGUGCCUCUUUUGUCCCGGACCGGGAAAAGCGUCGGCUUGGAGCCUAUGCUUGCUUCUGUUGGUGGAGAUUGUUUCUUAGAGGAGACAGUGGACAAAAGUUGAUUUAUUCCUCUUACAUCAGAAGGAGACAAAGUGGAGAAAAGUCUGUAUUUAUUCCUUUUAUAUCAGAAGGAGACAAAGUGGAGAAAAGUCUGUAUUUAUUCCUUUUAUAUCAGAAGGAGGGAAAGUGGAGAAAAGUCUGUAUUUAUUCCUCUUAUAUCAGAAGGAGACAAAGUGGAGAAAAGUCUGUAUUUAUUCCUUUUAUAUCAGAAGGAGGGAAAGUGGAGGAAAGUCUGUAUUUAUUCCUUUUAUAUCAGAAGGAGAGAAAGUGGAGAAAAGUGUGUAUUUAUUCCUCUUAUAUCAGAAGGAGGGAAAGUGGAGAAAAGUCUGUAUUUAUUCCUUUUAUAUCAGAAGGAGAGAAAGUGGAGGAAAGUGUAUUUAUUCCUCUUAUAUCAGAAGGAGAGAAAGUGGAGAAAAGUCUGUAUUUAUUCCUCUUAUAUCAGAAGGAGAGAAAGUGGAGGAAAGUGUAUUUAUUCCUCCCAUGCCGCCUCGUGACCUUCCCAAGUGAAUCUUGUGAUUGUUGUGCUGUUUUCCCAGCAUGAGAUGAUUUAUAGCCUCAUUGCUGAGGAACAUCUGGCAGGCUAACGGCUCCAAGCAAGCGCUUAUCGUGUCAACAGAUAAGAUGGGAUGGACGGCCUGAGCAGACCGGUGGACUUCUCAGCAGACUUGGCAGACCAGCAGGCGGAGUCCACGGGCAGACUGACGACCCUCCCGCCAAAGGGAACGGCGGGAUCAAAUCACAGGAACAUGGCCAGCGGCGGCGGCGGCGGGCCGGCCUUGGAGAAGAAUGUCUUCACUCAGAAGAGCAGCACCACGUACUUCACUUCAUCGUCCGUGGGCGUGAGCAGCAGCAGCUAUGGCUCCUCCCCGGGGGCUUACCUGGCAGGGGACACUGCCGGGGGAGGACACGAUGGCGUGGGUGGCUACCUGGAUGGGGAGGGCUACGCCGGCGGGAGCGGAGGCGGCUACGUGGUGAGCUCUGUGUCCAAGGUGGGCUCAUCGGGCGGCGGGAAGAGAGGCCAGGCUGCCGCCGUCUCUUCCUCUGACAGGAAGCACACGGCCAGCAUCCGCUCGGGGGGCUAUGAGGGGAGUUCCAGUGCUAAUUCCUCCCCGGACUUUGCACGCAAAGACUACGGGAUCUACUGCUCCAGCGGCACCAGAGGGAGAAGUGAGAGCAGAGAGAGCGAGAUCCGGGCCAGGUUGCAGAGCGCCUCUCCCACGGCCGGCAGAUGGGCGGAGCUAGACGACGUCAAGAAGCUACUGAAGGUCCGCUCCAGCAGCGCCAGCCCCACCCGCUCCUCCAGCACCUCGGCCAUCAUGGGUGGCCCUAAGCAGGCCAGUGUGGAGACCCAGACCAUCUCUGUGACUUCUAGGGCCUCUCAGUCAGUUUUGACGUUCGGUUCUGGCGUCACAAGGGAGGGUUUCCACGCGGUGGACACCAGCGGCCUGUGUGAACGUGAGCGCUUCGCUACGGUGGGGAAAAACAGCCAGUACGAGGGCAGCGUUCAGUCGGCACACUACAGUGAAGGAGGGAGACCAGGACUCUACGAUACCGGCGUCAGAUCAGCGACGUACGGCACAGCUGGGAGAUCGGGCCAGUACGAUAGUGGCGUAAGGUCGGUAUCGUAUGAUACUGCUUUGUGGUCAGGACAGUAUAACGACAGCAUCAAACCAGACACAGACCUGCCGCCCAUGACUGGCGCCGUGAGGUCCGCCCAGUAUGACGGCAGUCUGAGGUCGGGCCAGUACGAUACUGGUGUCAUAUCGUCCCAGUAUGAUGGCAGUCUGAGGUCGGGCCAGUACGAUACUGGUGUGAGAUCAAGCCAGUACAGUAUCAGUCAGAAGUCGGGCGUCCACGACUCCACGGUGAGGUCAGCGCGGUACGCUUCCUCCACGCUGGACGGCGUGGUGCCGUCUUUUCCCUGGCCCACCUCCACGCUGCCCUCCUCUGCCACCGCCACCAGCGCCGUGGCGGCGGGCGGCACCGGCGGCGGCUACACGUUACCCCAGGCCAAUGCCAACAACAUGGCGCCGGCUGGUAUCACGUCACCUUCACUAUCAGUUUAUGGCUUUCAGAACAAUUUGGCGCCAACAGGGGGCGGCGCCGGAAUGGCCGCCGGAAGCAACGCCAACGCCAACAUGGCAGGUUAUGGAGUUCAGAAAAAUAUGUCCGGCAUCGUCGGUGGUGGGGCGGCAACUGGAGUCUCGUCAGCGGCGAGAUCCCAGAAUGAGGACGCGUACAGAGACUACAUGUUCGUCAACUCGGACAAGGAGAAUCUAUCGGGAAAGAGGGAGACGGACACGCUGGUUUUGGCCAAAGACAGCGGCAAGCAGUUCAGCAGAACUACAGGAGGAGGUUCUCUGUCGGGUGAUUCCCUCCAGAAGGAGAAGCUCAUUACAAGCUUGAGUGACACGUCUCAGCUGAAGGCCGGAGCAGGAAAGGCCUACUAUGGAUCAUCAGGAGUUUUGAUGAAAGACAAAGCCACGCAUGCACAGAUUCGCAAAAAGGGUGGCGUCUUCGGGGGCGGAGGGUGGUGCUGCUGCUCGGAUGCUUGCUGCUCCUGGUGGAAAUGGCUGCUGGCCUUCCUCCUCCUCUUCUUGCUGCUGCUGGGACUCCUCUUUGGCCUCAUCGCCCUGGCCGAGGAUGUGAGGAAACUGAAGAACCGAGUGGCGACUCUGGAAUCCGAGACGGCGGUCGUGUCUGCUCGCACCAGUCAGCUGGCGGGGAGCGGCGGCAGCACCUUCGUGGACGCUGGCGGUCAACAAACGGACAUCUUCCUGGUCGGAGGGGGUGGUGGAGGCUCGGACGCAAGUUCUGGUGGUUCUGCUGGUGGACAAGGCAUUGGUGUGGGCGCUGGAGCCGGAGGUGGCGCCGACACCAGUGGUACCAGUGGCUCCAGCGGCAGUGCCGCCGCCAGUGGGACCGGCUCCAGUGGCGGCGCAGGCUCAGGUGGCACCAUGAGUGGCGCCGCUAGCGGCACAAGCGUCGGUGGGGGCUCCAGCUCCGGUCGCACUAUCGUCGUAAGUGGCAGUGGCGGUGGUGCCGGUGGUGUCGGUGGUGUCGGUGGUGUCGGUGGUGUCGGUGGUGCCGGUGGUGCCGGUGGUGCCGGUGGUGUCGGUGGUGUCGGUGGUGUCGGCUCCAGCGGCUCCAGCGGCGGUGCUAGCAGCAGCACAGGAGACACCAGAUUGAGCGGCGGUUCCUCCUCUGGCCACACUACCAGCUUCAGCGGCACACGUGUGACCAGCUUCGGUGGCGGUUCCAGCGGUUCCACUUUCACUAAUGGGUUCUGGGCCAGCGGUACCGGUGGCUCCAUUGACGCCGCUGCGCUUCAAAUGGCCAUCCAACGUAUGGUCAGAGCUGAAAUGCAGUCGCAGGCGUUCCAAGCUUUCCUGACGUCCGCCAUGCAAGGAGACCGAGGACUGCCUGGACCCAAAGGUGAUCCUGGUCAUCCUGGAAUUCCAGGUGUUCCUGGGGUGAUGGGUCACGAGGGCCCCCAAGGGCCAAAGGGCCACAAAGGAAGCCAGGGUGAGCACGGCUUGGAGGGUCCCCCGGGUCCACGGGGGCGUGAAGGUCCAUCAGGGCCCAGAGGUGAACCGGGGUUUGGAUCCAAAGGUGAAAAAGGUGAUCCCGGAUCAGUUGGCCAAAAAGGUGAACCUGGUCCGCUUGGUCUCGCUGGAGAGAAAGGAGCUAAGGGAUCCAUGGGACCAGCAGGACAAGAUGGCGCCAAAGGCUCCCGAGGUGAUCAAGGCGGUCCUGGACAGCCAGGACUUAGAGGCCCCGCUGGGCUGCGUGGAGAUGCCGGCCCUCCAGGAACUCCCGGGCUUCCAGGACCUCCAGGUGAAGCAGGAAGAAUUCUCAAUGCAGCUGGUCUCUCCACUGUGGGGAUCCCAGGGCCUCCUGGGCCUGUAGGACCUCCAGGUCCCAGUGGCCCUGCUGGUCUACCUGGUCCUAAAGGGGACAGGGGAGAGCGAGGAUUAACCGUGACCACAUCCGAGACCUUCAGCUCCAGCACAGCCCAGAGACAGUUUGCAUCAGGUGGUGUCUCACCUGGCCCACCCGGUCCACCUGGCCCACCCGGUCCACCUGGACGUCCAGGAGAUUCUAGGCAAGGACCUCAAGGACCUCAAGGACCACCGGGUCAACCAGGUUACGGGAGACCAGGACCCAAAGGAGAGAAAGGAGAUUCUGGUUUUGUAUCCAGCUCUGGAACCUACUAUACUGGACCACCAGGACCACCAGGACCACCUGGAGCAAAAGGAUCCACAGGUUCUCCUGGACCAAGAGGUUACCAAGGUGAACCAGGACAGCCCGGUUUGCCAGGAAGACCAGGAAGCCUGGAGAGAGUGUCAACCUACAGCGGAGAACAUCAAGUACAGGGACCUCCUGGACUGCCAGGGCCUCCUGGAUCGCCAGGACCACAGGGAGUCAAAGGUGACACCGGAGCUCCUGGCGUUCCUGGACCUUCCCGAGUCACCUCGGGGCCUCCAGGUCCGCCGGGUCCUCAAGGACCUCCAGGGCAGCCUGGUUCCUUGGCUUCAUCCAUGGAGAUGCGGCAAUACCUGACGGAUUACAUAAGUCGAAGCAGAGAGGCCGGUAUACCUGGACCUCCAGGCCCACCUGGACCACCAGGACAACCUGGAAUCUUCACGGGCUCCAUCGAAGAGAUCUCGGCUCGCAUUGUUGCCUACUUGCAACGUUCGAGUCCAAGCUCAGGGAUCAGCAUUGGAGUUCGGGGUCUUCCAGGACCACCUGGUCCCCCUGGACCCGGAGGGGCACUGACAAUCAGCGGUCUCAUUGCCAUGCUACAGAGAGACGAAGUGAGGAGGUACAUCAUAGGGCCACCAGGGCCCCAAGGACCACCUGGAGCACCCGGUGCAUCAGGAAGCAUUUCUAGCGUUUACAGUAUCGAGGAGGUGGCCACGUAUGUCUUCAACAUCAUGAACGACAGAGGAAUUGCUAGAGGCCCACCUGGACCACCGGGUCUCCCCGGGCCUCCAGGUGCCGGAGGCGCCGGCUACUCAACGGUGACAAUAGAUUACUCUGCACUGAUCAGAAAUCCAGACUUCCGUGCUUGGAUUAGUUCCGCAGCACACCAAGGUCCUACUGGUCCUCCAGGUGUUCCAGGGCAACCCGGUCCCCCCGGGCCUCAAGGACCACCAGGCGUCUCCACAGCCACCGUACUAGGAGCUGGCGGUCAUGGGUACAGCUUGGAGGAGCUUCAGCGUUACCUCCAAGGCUCUGGACUCAGAGGUCUUCCUGGCCCUCCAGGACCCCCGGGCCCACAAGGACCAGCCGGUAGCCACAGUGGGACCGUCUCUUACAGUGGAAGCGUCCCACGGGAGACCAUCCGUACGGAAGUUCACAACUAUCUCAGCACUGAGAGCGUUCGACGCACCUACACCGGACCCCCCGGGCCUCAGGGGCCGAGAGGUCUGAAGGGGGAACGCGGAGAGCCAGGUUACACCCAAAGACAUGGCCAGAGUCAGAGUGACUCUCGCUACGCCUCGCAGCAACACGAGAUGGAUGUCAGCAAGGUCAGCGACGGCACGGACUACACCAGCGUGGCCUUGAAGGUCACAGACUACAUCAAGAACCAAGGCCUCCUGCAGGAGUACCUUGUAGAAGGUCCAUGGAGGACUCAUGUGAGAGCGGUUCAAGGCCCGCCUGGCCCUCCGGGACCUCCUGGAGCUCCUGGCUUGAGUAGGGUCAUGGCUGCUUACAGCAAUGUCACUGCUGACCUCGUGGACUUCUUUAGAACUCAUGGCACCGUCCCCGGCCCGCCAGGAAGUCCGGGACCAAAAGGAGACAGGGGCUUUCCGGGACCCAAAGGAGACAAGGGUGAUCCAGGACGUCCAGGAUUACCAGGAAUUCCAGGAUCGUACACCAUCCAAAUUCCACACGGCGUACAAAGGAGAGCUACAGCAGCUGAGGUGGUUGGACAAAAGAAGCACGGCUGAAGCCUCCAGAGAAGCAAUGCAGUUUGAAGAUGAAACGCUUUUGUAGAAAUCAACAGCUUUGGCAUUCCUCACGAACCAAUGAGCUUGAUGCUGCUGCUGGUCAGUGAUGGAGGCGACACGGACGUGUUUCCAUGGCUGACAUUAACGCUCCUUUUGGCCUUUUAAAGAGAACAUAUUUUAGCGCGAUGUUUUUACUAUUUGAAGUAUUUACUGUAUUGAGGUCAAGUAGCGUUUGUUGUAUAAAGUAGAAUAAUGCGGCCAUGAAGCAAAUGAUCAUUUGAAAUGAAUGCAGUAUGUUAGCAAGUCCCACAGCCGUUAAUGGCUGAUCUGGAAACCAGUGGAAGGUUUUACUUUGAGAAUGUGUUUUUGUAUAUCUGCACACCGACUUCACCGUUUGAGAAAGAUACAAUUAUAAAUUGCUUGUUUGACUAUUAUUUGUGGUUUAUUUACAACAAAUAUGUCCAUUGACGGGUGGAAUACAUUUCAUCAGCAUAUUUUUCCACUGAGGUGGAUGGACAAUGAGACAAAAAACAUUCAAAUGUGUUAAAAAUAUAUAUCUAUGAUGACAGUUUGGGGAAAACUGAGAGCAUCAAACACUUUACAUAUGAUGGUAUAAAUAAUAAUUCUAGUCCAUCGUUACAACGAGCUAGUGCAAAUGAACGGAGACAUUUCUUUGAUAUGUGGAGCAUUCACUCACCAGCCGUCCGUUGAAGAACGCAGGAGCGGUCCAAAAGUGGACCAGCUUCGGACAUAUGAUUCAAGCACUGUAAUGGACGUCUAAAUGCAGACCCAAGUGAAAAAGGAGCACAGGAGGCACUAGAAAGAAUCCCUACGGAAGGUGGUACGACCUUCUGCAGACUCAACUAAUUCAGGACAUGUUUGAAACAAACCGAGAGGACUUUUGAGGCCUACGAGCCGGAGCUGUGCAGAUGUGGGAUGGGGUAGAACUUGGACACACGGCUCUGAGCUGUGGGGUUAAGGCAUUCCGACUCGCCGCUCAUCUGGAAGAAGACCUCCUGCUCCUGGAGCUUGCGUGUGAACUCCUCCUCUAGGGCCUGCAGGGGGCGGCAGAGACCAUGAGACCAAAAGUCAACUCGUGGUACGAGUACAGCAUACCAGCUCACCUUCUUCCUGGGCCUUAGCUUGUCCCUCCACUCCUUUAUCUCCUGGCUGUGCUCCUCAUCCAGUUCCUUCAGCUUCUGGGUCUCAUGCUCAAUGAGGAGGUGACAUUUCUCAUUCUGGAACAUGGAGGAGGAUUAUUACUGAGGCCCUGCAGGGCACUGCUGGACCAGUAACCCGAACCACGUGUGAGCACGCUUCCAUUCGGCAGAACUGGAGGCAGGAACAUUACAACAUUUGGAUACAUACACGAAGUUGGAGCUCAUACAUGAAGUAUGUGUGCAAUGAAUGUGACGCAGGUGUUGCGUUGGUGUUGAGGGGUCCUAAUCUUUGCCAUAUUGAACACUGUAAAAUGUGAACAUUGUACUAUGGUUAGUACUUAGUACAGUAGUGAGACUGCUUAGACGUGAUACAUACGUACAGUGCGCUCCAUAAGCAUUGGCACCCGAUGCUUAUUUUGGAGCCUGAGACGCUAGCAUUAUUCAACAGUGAGCUGUUACUUCGUUUUGCAUCCUCCUCAAAAUAAACAUGCAUCCUGGUCCAGGCGUGUUCACCACUUUCACGUGUUUGAACUUGCUGAUGGUUCCUCGGGUAACUUGAAUGCUGUGUUCCCAUCUUUAGAGGAUCGAAAUGGCUUUUGGUCACCUCAUAUUUACACCCCAAGGAAACGGGAAGUGGUGAAGGACUCAUGAAAUGCUCCUCCAUGUUCUCAACUGUAGAAAUGACACAAAUGCUCAUGUGACAUUUAAUGUGCCUAUCAUUGUGGGGCAGGUCUUUU
This is a messenger RNA of Doryrhamphus excisus (bluestripe pipefish), 8102 nucleotides long. NCBI's taxonomy places the organism in Eukaryota, Metazoa, Chordata, Actinopteri, Syngnathiformes, Syngnathidae. The record is from RefSeq and is a predicted model, not a curated record.